AGUGAACUCGCUUGGCCAGCAGAGAAUUUGUUCGACUCGUUCCUCACCGUAAUCUUCCUCGAGGGGAGAAGUCAGAACUCUGAAAAUCCAUCAAAACUUCCUUCGUUUCUUCCUCAAGGCGAGAAGUCUCUCAAGUCUAAGAACUCUGAGAAAACUCCUAUUAACCAAAUCGAGCUCCAUUGAUAUACCAGCUUCAAUCCAGUAAUACCCAUGCCAAAAUGCUCCUUAUUUCACACAGAGCUCCUCAGCAAAUCAAUCAAGAAAUCUCUGAAGCUAGGCCUCUCUUCAGUCCCACGUAAGUUCCCUACUCCAAUUCAGUCUCAUUCCCACUUCUCUGUUUUCACCAUUCCAUCGAACAAUACCUCUGAAACCGAACUUGAUAACAUUGGUGAAACUGAGCCCCCAAUAUCUGAUGAAAUCUUCAAGUCAAGUCAUAAAUUGGGUUCCUACAAACCGGGUGAUUCUACUUUCUAUUCACUCAUUGCGAACUAUGCCGAUUUGGGUGAUUUUAGGUCGUUAGAGAAGGUUUUAGAUCGAAUGAAACGCGAAAACCGACGGUUUAUGGAGAGAUGUUUUAUUGUAAUUUUUAGAGCUUAUGGGAAAGCGCAUUUACCUGAAAAAGCUGUCCAAUUGUUUGAUAGAAUGGUCUAUGAAUUUCAUUGUCGGAGGACUGUGAAAUCUUUUAAUUCGGUUCUUAAUGUUAUUAUACAAGAAGGUCGUUUUUCUCACGCAUUAGAGUUUUAUUCGCGUGUCACUGGUAGCAGGGAUUCAAAUAUUAUGCCAAAUGUGCUUACCUUCAAUUUGGUUAUUAAGACUUUGUGUAAGUUGGGAAUGAUUGAUAGAGCGGUUGAGAUGUUUAGAGAAAUGCCGCUAAGAAAAUGCACUCCCGAUGUGUUCACAUAUAGUACAUUGAUGGAUGGAUUGUGCAGGGAAAUUAGGAUUGAUGAGGCAGUUUCACUGUUGGAUGAGAUGCAAAUUGAGGGGUGUUUCCCGAGUGCUGCAACAUUUAAUGUGCUUAUCAAUGCAGUGUGCAAGAAGGGUGACUUGGCACGUGCUGCAAAGCUCGUUGAUAAUAUGUUUCUAAAAGGAUGUGUUCCUGAUGAAGUGACUUAUAACACCCUUAUCCAUGGUUUGUGUCUCAAGGGAAAAUUAGAGAAAGCAGUGAGUCUACUGGAUCGAAUGGUAUCAAGUAAAUGUGUACCUAAUGACAUCACUUAUGGAACAAUCAUCCAUGGGCUUGUAAAACAAGGAAGAGCUGUUGAUGGGGCUCGUGUGCUGAUUUCUAUGGAGGAGAGAGGUCACCGUGCAAAUGAGUAUGCUUACUCAGCUCUUAUUAGUGGUUUGUUUAGGGAGGGAAAGAUGGAAGAGGCAAUGAAAUUGUGGAAGGAAAUGGUGGAAAGGGGAUGCAAACCAAAUACUGUUGUUUAUAGCGCUCUUAUUGAUGGUCUGUGCCGAGAAGGGAAGUUGGAUAAAGCAAAGGAAGUUCUCUCUGAGAUGGUGAAAGAGGGCUGCAUGCCCAACUCUUUCACUUAUAGCUCCAUAAUGAAGGGCUUCUUCCAGAUAGGUGAUAGCCAUAAAGCUAUUCUUGUGUGGAAAGAUAUGGAAAAUGAUAACUUUAUGUGUAAUGAGGUUUGUUACAGCGUACUUAUUCAUGGCUUAUGUGAGGAUGGGAAACUUAGGGAGGCCUUGAUGGUGUGGAAGCAGAUGUUGGGAAAGGGAUUUAAACCUGACGUUGUGGCUUACAGUUCCAUGAUUCAUGGUCUUUGCAAUGCUGGUUUGGUGGAGCAGGGUUUGAAACUUUUCAAUGAAAUGUUUUGUCAAGAACCAGAAUCUCAACCAGAUGUGAUUACUUAUAACAUCAUUUUCAAUGCUUUGUGCAAGCAGAGUAGCAUUUCGCGUGCCAUUGAUUUCUUAAACAGUAUGAUGGAUCAAGGUUGUGAUCCUGACUUAGUUACAUGCAACAUUUUUUUGCGAGCUUUAAGGGAAAAGGUACACCCUCCUCAAGAUGGGAGGGAGUUCUUAGAUGAACUUGCUAUUCGGCUGUUUAAGAGACACAGGAUUUUAGGCGCUUCCAAAAUUGUAGAAGUGAUGUUGCAGAAGUUUUUGCCUCCAAAAGCCUCUACCUGGGCUAGAGUUGUUCAAGAGCUUUGCAAACCUAAAAAAAUUGGGGCUGCCAUUGACAAGUGUUGGAGCAGCCUCUACUGCUAAUUUCUUAAGCUGGAUCUUUUGCAGUUAAAUUUCUCAUUGAUUCACUGUAGCCCAAGACAUCCAUCUCACCAAGCACUGAUACAAUGGGUGAAGUAAUAGUACCAGAUUAUGAUAUUUGUUGGCCGAAACUGCUGCAACCACCGCAAAUAAACUGAGAUCCAUGGCAAGACGAACCUAGGGGCCAUACAUACCAUUUUCUACAAGUAGUCUUCUUGUACAUAACUGUACAUAUAACUUUGUACAGUUAAAAGCAUGAAGGUUUUUGCAACUUUGUUAACAAUUAUUCUGCAACACAGUUGGACGGGCAUUCAGUUAGCUGCCAAAAGUAAGCGUUAUCGAAUGUUGAGAAAGAUACUUCUUUACUUUACAUUCAUUGAAUAUAUAAUGUAUACAAGCAUUACAACGACUAGUACAAACUUAUGGGGUCAAUUUUGUUC
This is a messenger RNA of Carya illinoinensis, 2645 nucleotides long. Its product is annotated as pentatricopeptide repeat-containing protein At4g20090. The record is from RefSeq and is a predicted model, not a curated record. The transcript has 2 exons. The coding region runs from base 211 to 2208 and encodes 665 amino acids. Gene Ontology annotation, molecular function: protein binding. Lineage: Eukaryota; Viridiplantae; Streptophyta; Magnoliopsida; Fagales; Juglandaceae.